Molecule: messenger RNA, 2920 nt
Organism: Astyanax mexicanus (Mexican tetra)
Lineage: Eukaryota; Metazoa; Chordata; Actinopteri; Characiformes; Acestrorhamphidae
Gene: tut1
Product: terminal uridylyl transferase 1, U6 snRNA-specific
Exons: 10
Coding region: 116-2488 (790 amino acids)
Cellular component (GO): mitochondrion
Molecular function (GO): RNA binding; poly(A) RNA polymerase activity; zinc ion binding
Source: RefSeq, a predicted model, not a curated record
GUUUCCGGUGUUGUUUAAUGCUGCGGGACCGAGCCUCGCUCUGUGGAGGGAGAUUUAACUUGUGCUUAGCUUAGCUUAGCAUUCCUCACUCUCGAGCAGCAGCGUUUCCAGCAGGAUGGAGACGAGUGAAGACAUCAGGACCACGCCGAGGGGCUUCUACUGCAAACUGUGCAGCAUUCACACCCCUAACCGGCCGAGUCUGGAAGCACAUUUGAAAGGAAAGAAGCACCAGCACCUCUGCAGGCUGCGGAGCAAGAGGGAUGCUCAGGUGGAGAGCAGCAUCUAUGUCAGCGGCAUUAAACCGACUACAUCCAGGACGGAGCUCGCUGAGUAUUUUGAGCAGUUCGGCCCUGUGUCUGAAAUAAUCAUGGACAAGGACAAGGGUUUGUACUCCAUAAUCGAGUUCAGUGAAGUUAAGAGCACGCAGGCUGUGCUGACUCAGCUGGAGCACCGCCUGCAAGGACUGAAGCUCCGGGUGAAGCCCAGAGAGAAGAAGGAGUUUAAGCUGGCCAGCAAGCCGCCGGACGCCAAGAAAUCCCAUAUAAAUUUGGAGAAGCUCAACUAUGAUCUGUGCCAAACUGCCUCUGUCAAUGAGCAGAUGCAAAAAGUGGUGGAGACCCUACAGCUGAGUGAAAGUGACCAAAACAGUCGAGAGCUUCUUGCUGAGCUGCUGGAGGAAGUGUUUACAGAGUUCCUGCCAGACUGCCAGAUCAUACCUUUCGGCUCCUCUGUGAACACGUUUGGUGUUCAGUCAUGUGACCUGGAUCUGGUCUUGGACCUGGAGAACACGAAAGCCUUCCAAUCUCAGGCAAAGAAAUCUGAGAAGAAAGGAGAACAUAAUUCUGAGGACGGUGACUCUGAAGACUCCAUUCUCCCAGAGAUUGAUCUCAACACAGCCACCCCGGCCGAGUUGCUGGACUUGGUGACGGCCGUUCUGAGAAAGUGUGUGCCAGGAGUUUACAAGGUCCAGCCUCAGAAGACAACGCGACUUCCUUUGGUCAGGUUCAUCCAUCGUGACCUCAAUCUACAGGGGGACAUCACCAUAAACAACAGACUGGCAGUCAGAAACACCCGUUUCCUGCAGCUUUGUUCUGGGCUGGACUCCAGAGUGCGACCGCUGGUCUACACAGUGCGAUUCUGGGCCAAACAGAAACAUCUAGCAGGGAAUCCUUUUGGCGGUGGGCCAUUGUUGAAUAACUAUGCCCUAACGCUGCUGGUCCUGUUCUACCUGCAGAAUGUAGACCCACCUAUACUGCCUACUGUGGAGAAACUCAAGAGCAUGGCAUGUGAGGAGGAGGAGUGCGUUAUUGAUGGUUGGGACUGCACCUUCCCCAGUCAGCCAAUUAGUGUUCCUCCAAGUAAAAACACAGAUGAUCUCUGCACUUUGCUUCACGGUUUCUUCAGCUUCUACUCCAAGUUUGAUUUCUCUGGAUCCGUGGUGUCUCUGCGAGAGGGUCGUUCUCUCCCCAUCGCCAGCUUCCUCAGCAGGGAUGAGGAGAUGCCCGAUACUGCAGACAGCUCCAGCUCCAAACACAAAAAAGCUGCUGGUCCAAAACUGGGUCCUGUAAACAUCCUGGACCCGUUCAACCUUCACCACAAUGUGGCAGGGAACCUCAGCGAGCGGACACACAGACACCUCCUCCGAGAGUGCAGCGAAAGCGAGAAGUACUGCCGCAGUCUACAAUACCAGCGCAAGUCUGCCAAGGGCAAAUCCUGGGGCCUGGUGCGGUUGUUUGCCCCUCGUGUCGAGGGUGGUGCUGGAUCCCAGGGUGGCACAGAGAGGUCCCUGAAAAUUAGCGUCCCCUUCAAGGCCUCUGUUUUGCCUGAAUCCCUAAACAAGAAGUUGAGCUCGUCUGGAGACGCCUUCCGGCUCAUCUGGUUUAAGCAGCUGUGCUCUGCGGUGGAGGCUUUGUUUAAAGACAUUCUCAAGUGUACCCCCGCUGAGGAGCCUGUGAGCACUCAAGAGCAGACCAAGACUGGAGGAGGUGAAGAGGAAGUGAACAAUAAUGACAGUCUUGAAGGUUCCAGCAAACAAGCAGCAUCCAAGCCUGGGAAAAAGAGGCCUUUGCCAGCUGAAGAAAGCUCAUCUUCCUCCUCCUCAAAGGGAAAAAGACGAAGGCUGGACUCUUCAGCCAACCUCCCAGAAAAGGCCUGCUGGUUCUGGGCUCAGAGACACAAGGUGUGGGCCGGCCGCAGGAAGGUCCGAAGAGAUCUGCUGAACACGAGCGACGAGGCCUCCAAGCCUGAAGGAGGGUGUAGAAGCAUUGAAAGCAGGGUAACGCAGUGCAUCAUUGAGAAGGAGGAGGACCCCAAAGAUCUGGUGGAGUUCAAGGUGGACGCGGAGGUAUUGGGUGGAGGAGAAAACACAAAGGCAGUGCUCAAGUUUACGCCGACGAAUGACCUUGCAGGAUAUUUUCAGGACUUCUUUCAUUUUCUCGAGUCAUUUCUGCCUAAGAUGGUGGAAACACUGCUAUCAAAGCCAGAGUAGUUUUUUUUGUUGUUGCUGUUUCUGAAUGUGUUUGCCCUCAAUACACAUGUCCUCAUUAUUGUUUUUGCGGUUAAUACAGGUUCGAAAUAAAUUUUGAACUACUUUUGUAGUGGUAAUAAAAUGCCUUGAAAGAGUUAUAAUCGAGAUAUUACAAAAAAUUUGGUAAUUAACGACAAUCCUUUGGCAUGGUUUUGUUGAACUAGUUUUCUUCCUUUGUUGUUAAGUUGUUAAUUAAGAUUAAUAAUUGUUACUUUUUCUUGUACAACGAACGUUUUGUUAUGAACAUUUUAAUAGUUUCUGUUUAUGUUGUGUUUUGGGUUGAUUUAUUUUCAUACAAAAACUAAUGUUUGUGCCCAAGUACAGAUUUCAGCUUACUGAAAGUAGAGCAAGCUGAACACAAAGCUUAUUAAACAAGAAAAUAAGCGAAAAUUA